Messenger RNA from Trichoplusia ni (cabbage looper), 2299 nucleotides. Its product is annotated as 4-hydroxyphenylpyruvate dioxygenase-like. NCBI's taxonomy places the organism in Eukaryota, Metazoa, Arthropoda, Insecta, Lepidoptera, Noctuidae. Gene Ontology annotation, molecular function: 4-hydroxyphenylpyruvate dioxygenase activity. The transcript is spliced from 10 exons. Gene Ontology annotation, biological process: L-tyrosine catabolic process. The record is from RefSeq and is a predicted model, not a curated record. The coding region runs from base 864 to 2039 and encodes 391 amino acids.
CUGCGGUAUGCGCCGCAACGCAGCGUCACGACGCAGCAUUUAGCGUCCCUGCGGAGAGGUGGUCAGUUGAUUUUGCCGCAGCUACCAAGGUAGACGUGAACAUGAACAACUUUUCUGUAAUUUGUGCUUUGCUUGAAGAGGAGGAAGAAGAAGAAUUUUUACUGCUUCUGAAUAGACAAAGAAAAUCUCCGAGGAACAUGUUUUUACAACGGAGAAGUGAAGAAAAUAUCUCCCUCCAGCAAUUUUCUUUCACUAUCAAACUUUUAUGUUUUUUGUCUUUAUUUUUAUAUAAAGAAGGAUAGUUGCGAACUAAUUCUAUCAAAUCGUCUUCGAAAAAAUCCAUUUUGACUCAGUGACGCACACCCGUGACGCACACCGCACGCCGCGGCGUUGAACCGAGAAUGACGCCGCGCUGUGCGGCACUACAUCUCCCCACUUCACUGCGCUUGCCCCUCGCCGCUGACGCAUACUGCGACGGAACAAGAGAACAUUUUCGACGUUUUUAAUAUGAUUGAGUGUCCGGCAACGCAUACCGCAUACCGCAGCGUUGUGCGUUAUGAUCACCAGACCAAAGCUUAAGAAAGACGAAAAGUCGAAAUUUUAUACUUCUUUUAAGAAUUCUUCAUUUUCUCCCACUUUUUGUAGCAAGUUACAGAAGUACAAACAAAUAAAGUGUUAUUCCAUUCCCAUUGACUUCAAUGUCACACAGCUUCUAAUAUAAUUGAUUUCAAUCUUUGUCAAGGUGUACUACACUAGUAUGUACUGUUGAAUAAUUAUACGGCGCGUGCGCAAGUCCUGUGCUAAUUAUAACAAAUAAAUAGUUAGCUGUCCCUCGACUGAUUUUGUAUGCGAAUCAGCCAAAAAUGACGAAAGGCAAACACCCCCAUAAGCGCUCGGAAGGCAAAGUGCUGAACUUCGACCAUCUUGUAUUCUGGGUCGGGAACGCUAAAACUGCUUCAAGUUAUUUUUUCACGAGGUUUGGCUUCGUGCCCCUGGCGGUGCGCGAAGCUACAGACAAUAGGCCGAUACAAUCGUAUGCAGUGAGACUAAACCAGAUCACUAUUGUAUUCGAGUCCCCAACAUCUUCAAAUUCUGAGGUAACUAAAGAUUUAACUGCCCAUGGAGACUUCGUAAAGGAUGUUGCUUUCGAAGUCCAGGACUUGGAUGAACUGGUCCGGAAGGCCAAAGAAGGAGGAGCAGAGGUGGUGAAGGGAAUCACAGAGGAAAAGGACAAGCAUGGGGUUGUUCGAUAUGCUGUGCUUAAGACGUAUGGGGACAACACUCAUACACUCAUAGACCGCAGCAAAUACAAAGGAGUUUUAUUACCGGGAUAUGAAGAACUGCCUGCUGAUGUACUCAGCACGACCCUACCAGCUACUAAUUUGAUGUAUAUAGACCAUGUUGAGGGUAAUAUGGCUGAUGGUACUCUUGAAGAUUCCGUGGCCUGGUACGAAAAGAAUCUCAAUAUGCACCGGUUUUGGUGUGUUGACUACAAGCACGACUUGGUCCCAUACUCCUGCAUUAACUCAGCCUCCGUCAUUAACAGAGAUGAAAACGUUCUUCUAUCGAUGAACGAAGCAGCCAAAGGUCUUCGUCCAACGAGUAAGGCGAGCGAGUUCGUCAAGGCCUUUGGUUCUUCAGGAGUUGAGCAUAUUGCACUGUAUACUGAUGACAUCAUUACUACUAUGCGCAAUCUAAAAUCCCGAGGUGCUGACAUACUGUCAUGGCCGCCGACUUACUACGACUUGAUCCGAGAGAAACUCAAACACAGCUCGGUCAAAGUCGCCGAGAGUCUUGAACUUCUUCAGGAGAACAACAUCCUGAUCGACUUCGAUGAACGAGGCUAUAUGCUGCAGGCUUUCACGAAGCACCUGCAGGCAAGACCGACUGUCUUCAUUGAGAUAUUGCAGAGGAGAAACCACCGGGGUUUCGGAGCUAUGAACUACAAAUGGGUUUUUGAGGCAAUUGAACGAAUGGACAUCUCUAAGCAAGAUAGCAGUGAAAAUCCUGAAAAUGUGAAGAAAACUGAUGCGGCCUGAUUGUACAACUUGUUUUUUCUUGUAUACCUACUUAUAGAAUUUAAUAAAGAAUUAAGUAAGCAUUGAAUUAACGAACAUUUUCGUUAUUAAUAUGCUUUUUAAAAGAGGGUUAAUCGAUAUCAAGGGGCCUACCCCCAUCGUCUAUAUUAAUAUUAUUGUAGGUAUGGUAGGUCACCUGCUCACUGUAUCACAUUAUUAUUAUUAUCUUUUUAAAUAAUGUUGAGACCAAUGUAAAUAAACGUUACGAGUACCUAACUUAA